AAUUUCGUGUUUCUCCGGUGAUCCAAAGAUCAUGGGAAAAAAGUCAUUCUCCAAUUCUUUUUUCUUUUACGCAUCGUCGCAGUUGAGAUUGGUGAAUAUGGUUCCUUGCGAUCGCGGCGAUGAGGAAAGAUCGAUGUCAAUGGUUGGGCACCUAUUUAUUUAUUUAUUUUGCUAAGCCGGCAAUGGUGGGUACUUGCAAUCAAAUAAAUUAGUCAACAAAUCGAGGUCAUUCCAGAGGCGUAGGAGAGAAUAUCCAUUUUAAGGAAUCAAUUGCAUUUCCAUUGUUUGCUCCCCAAUCUGUAAUUCCAUGCGCAUGGUUCUUUGCUAUCGUAUUAAUUGUAUCUGCAUGAAGACACAGUCGGAGACAGUAAAAGAUUGAGGAAGUUGUGGGGUGGAAGUGGAUGGGUAGAUGAGGAGUGAAGAUGUCAGGAGGCGAUUUCAGCGAUCACAAUCAUCUGCUGAGAUUGAACUCGGCGUCACCGGAGGGCGACUUGGAAUCUCAAGGAGGCAGUAACAACAGUAAAGGCAGUAAGGAUGUACUGAAGCAACAUCUGGAUCGAGGGUUGCCUCUUUCUGGACGCCGACUCAGCCUGAAGCGUUUGGAUAGGGACCACAAUCAUCCUCAUCUUCCAUUAUUAGAUGGCGACGAUGAUGAUGAACAGCACUGCCAUUACCGUCAGAAUAACCAUGCGGAAUCCUCUGCUGUUUCGGCUACCGAUGUCCUAGGUGACAGCGCCCCUCCCGAGUGGGCACUUCUCCUUAUUGGCUGCCUUCUCGGCCUUGCCACCGGUAUCUGCGUCGCCGCUUUUAAUCACGGGGUGCACGUAAUACAUGAAUGGGCCUGGGCUGGUACUCCGAAUGAGGGCGCUGCUUGGCUUCGUUUACAAAGAUUAGCUGACACUUGGCAUCGGAUACUUUUAAUUCCAGUCACAGGAGGAGUUAUUGUCGGCAUGAUGCAUGGUUUACUUGAAAUAUUAGAUCAAAUAAAACACUCCAGUUCAUCUCAAAGACAAGGUUUUGAUCUGCUUGCUGGAGUAUUUCCCACAAUAAAGGCCAUGCAGGCUGCUGUAACUUUAGGUACUGGUUGUUCGUUGGGUCCUGAAGGCCCUAGUGUAGAUAUUGGAAAAUCAUGUGCCAACGGAUGUUCGGUUAUGAUGGAAAACAACAGAGAAAGGAAGAUAGCUCUUGUUGCAGCUGGUGCAGCUGCUGGAAUUGCUUCAGGGUUUAAUGCUGCAGUUGCUGGUUGUUUCUUUGCUAUUGAAACAGUGUUAAGGCCCCUUCAAGCAGAAAACUCACCCCCAUUUACUACUGCAAUGAUAAUAUUGGCAUCUGUGAUUUCUUCAACCGUAUCAAAUGUUUUACUUGGGGAGAGACCAGCAUUUACGGUGCCCACAUAUGAAUUGAAAUCUGCUGCUGAACUACCUCUAUACCUGAUAUUGGGUAUGCUUUGUGGGGUAGUAAGUGUUGCCUUCACUCGCUUGGUGACUUGGUACAGCAAAUCAUUUGAGUUUAUCAAGGAAAAAUUUGGCCUUCCUGCAGUUGUGUGCCCUGCUUUAGGAGGUUUAGGAGCUGGGAUAAUAGCUCUCAAAUAUCCUGGAAUAUUAUAUUGGGGUUUCACCAAUGUUGAAGAAAUCUUACAUACUGGAAAGAGUGCUUCAGCACCUGGUAUUUGGCUGUUAGCUCAACUAGCUGCUGCCAAAGUUGUGGCAACGGCUCUAUGCAAGGGAUCUGGGCUCGUAGGUGGUCUUUAUGCACCAAGUUUGAUGAUUGGUGCUGCUGUUGGUGCUGUAUUUGGGGGUUCAGCUGCAGAACUUAUCAAUUCAGCAAUUCCGGGAAAUGCUGCUGUUGCCCAGCCGCAGGCAUAUGCACUGGUUGGGAUGGCUGCUACAUUAGCUUCAGUUUGCUCAGUACCCUUGACAUCAGUGCUACUUUUGUUUGAACUGACAAAAGAUUACAGGAUAUUGCUUCCUCUCAUGGGGGCUGUUGGAUUAGCAAUAUGGGUUCCCUCUGUAACCAACCAGGUCAAGGAGACUGAAACAUCUGAGACAAAGAGCUUGAGAAGAGGAUAUUCUUUUCUCUCACCUGUUGAAGGUAUAAAUGACUGUAGUUGGAGAAAAGUUGAUGGUCAAGAUGAUUUAGAACUCAGAGAUUUAGAAAAUGCUGCUGACCAUGAAGUGAUUAAUGGAGAUACACUUCUAGAAGAUCUAAAGGUUUCUCAGGCCAUGUUGAAGAACUAUGUAAAGGUUUCGCAGGCCAUAACCUUGAAAGAUGCAAUAAAAUAUAUGCAUGACAGCCAACAGAAUUGUGCACUUGUGGUUGAUGCUGAUGAUUUUCUGGAGGGAAUUCUGACCAAUGGUGACAUUAAACGAUGUCUGUCCAGGAAGUCUACUAAUGCUACUAGGGGUGAUUUAACUCUUCCAGAUGUGAACACAUUUCCUGUUUCGUCCGUCUGCACUCGAGGGAUAAGCUAUCGUGGACGAGAGCGUGGACUUUUAACUUGUUAUCCUGACACCGAUUUGGCAAUUGCCAAGGAGCUAAUGGAGGCCAAAGGGAUUAAACAACUGCCUGUGGUUAAGCGAGGUUCUCCCCAGAAGGAAAGGAAGCGCAAGCUUGUUGCUAUUCUUCCUUAUGAUUCAAUCUGGAACUGUCUCAGAGAUGAAAUUAAUCGCCAGAAGUUAGUCCUGCAGCAGAGAAAAGGAGACAAUCUUGAGGAGAUCAUUGCAAAUGGUCAUUAAUGAUGAAACUUGGAAGUUUCAGCCGGUAGCAGAGUCGUGAAUGUUAAAGCCAUACGGUUGCGUAUGUAUGCUCUAUUUUGGGAGUUCAGUCUCCAUUAGCUGCUGGUAGCAAGCAUAUAUUUUCCUGGACACCCUAGCCUGGCGGUUGAGAACUUACAAGAGCGUUAUGUUGUACCUUUACCAAUGCUUUUUUGCAAAUUUCUUUCUGUAUAUGCAGUUUUCUAUCCGAUCGAACACUCGAAUAUCUUGAUCAGUAGCAGUAUUUGCAGUAGGAAGGAAAUACAAAUUAUGCGUCAAAUCUGAUAAGCGUCGGCCUAUGAAGUUUACAGACUUACAGUUUCCUUUACGCACUGUCCAGAACACUUUUUUAUCCACUGAAAUUUUGGCCAUAUACAGGAAGGCAGAUUGCAGACAUCCGUAGCAGUUUUUCAAUGUAGUUUUUCAAUCUGAUUAGCACAUGGAAAUGGAAGAUCUGUUGGUCUAUGCCCCCCGGGGUCAACCUUUUUUUUUUCUUUUUUCUUGUUGAUAACAUUAAGUGCCCCUUAUUUUUUUAGCUGGAAAAAAAAAAAAAGAAGGUAAGGAAUGAAUUAGAUUUUAACUUU
Molecule: messenger RNA, 3337 nt
Organism: Malania oleifera
Lineage: Eukaryota; Viridiplantae; Streptophyta; Magnoliopsida; Santalales; Ximeniaceae
Product: chloride channel protein CLC-f
Exons: 9
Coding region: 423-2735 (770 amino acids)
Biological process (GO): chloride transport; transmembrane transport
Cellular component (GO): Golgi apparatus; chloroplast; membrane
Molecular function (GO): voltage-gated chloride channel activity
Source: RefSeq, a predicted model, not a curated record